AUGUAUCAUCCUCCACGUGGUGGCGUUCGAGGCGGAAGAACCGAUAAGCAUAGAGAAAACUAUCUUGGACAUUCGUUACAUGCACCAGUAGGAAGGUGGCAACAAGGCAAGGAUCUUACAUGGUACGCUAAAGAUGGAAAGCAAGAUGACUCACGCAAUGAAGAAAUCAGGGCAAUCAAAAACGCGGAGGCUGAUGUUAUGGCUGAACUAUUGGGUGGCGGUAAAAGACGAGUAGUCACGGGAAAUGUAACUCAACAAGAGCUCAGUAAUGUUUUAAAAAGGCAGCAAGAUGAUGAGGAAGAUAGCCUAAAGGAAGCAACUCAGGAAGUUACUAAAGGAUUUAGUUCGGGCAGAUUAUCAAUUAGUGAGAUGGUUCCAGAGGGAACCUUACUUCAAGAAGAUGAUAACUCUAUUUCAAUAUCACACCGAGAUAAUAAGAAGAGAGCAUCAACAUUGCUUCAAUCGGAAGAUAAAAGAAAGGCAAAAAAAGUGAAAAAAGAAGAAAAGAAAAAGAAACAUAAGAAGGAUAAACAUCGCAGCAAAGACAAGCAUAAAAAGAGCAAAAGAAAUGAAUCUCAUUGA
This is a messenger RNA of Funneliformis mosseae, 582 nucleotides long. NCBI's taxonomy places the organism in Eukaryota, Fungi, Glomeromycota, Glomeromycetes, Glomerales, Glomeraceae. The record is from the annotation of a GenBank genome assembly.